AGCUACUACCCUAAAACCCCGCCUCCCUCCGUCAGACGCACGCACGCACGCACGCACGCACGCACGCUUAUGGUCUUGAAGACAGGAUGUAAUUAGUACCCCCACAGGAUGCUGAGGCAAAGCUAAUAAAUGGUUCUUGCCAGGUCCCCUAGAGGGUAAUCCGGUUUUGCUGAAGAGGCUCAUUUCAGUUAUCGUUUACGUGUUAAAGUGUCAAAAGUCCAAGGGCGAGCGUAGCAAGUUAGAAGAUGUCGUAUAAACCCAUCGCCCCGGCGCCAUCUGGGAGCAAUAGUGCCCCUGGCACACCAGUGCCAGGAGCUGCAGUUUCUUCCCCACCAGGAGCGCACUCUGUCUCAACCUUCCGUCCUAUCUUUAGUGAUUUUGGGCCACCUUCUAUGGGCUUUAUACCGGGAGCAAAGCCAGCUGUGUCUCAGGCAGUUUCCCAAGGUACAUACAGUGACCUCUUAGCUGUAAUCGAGGAGAUGGGGAGAGAGAUCAGGCCAACGUAUGCUGGAAGUAAAAGUGCAAUGGAGAGACUAAAGCGAGGUAUAAUUCAUGCCCGUGCUCUUGUGAGAGAAUGUCUUGCUGAAACAGAACGCAAUGCCCGCACAUGAUAUCUUGGGUUUCCACUUUUGUCACUGCUUUGUAUUUUUAUACAUGUAUAUAAAUUUAAACAAUUUUUAUCUACCAACUAGAUGCUGAAAGGACUUUGCAUAACAGAAACGAAUGGUCUGACUAAAAGGCAAAGAGCACCAAAAUUAAAUGUUUAGUGUAUUAAUAAAACAAAUUAAACACCCAA
Xenopus laevis (African clawed frog) is the source of this 796-nucleotide messenger RNA. Its product is annotated as cyclin-dependent kinase 2-associated protein 2. The record is from RefSeq and is a predicted model, not a curated record. Bases 246 to 611 code for a protein of 121 amino acids. NCBI's taxonomy places the organism in Eukaryota, Metazoa, Chordata, Amphibia, Anura, Pipidae. The transcript has 5 exons.